Molecule: messenger RNA, 2167 nt
Organism: Spea bombifrons (plains spadefoot toad)
Lineage: Eukaryota; Metazoa; Chordata; Amphibia; Anura; Pelobatidae
Product: b(0,+)-type amino acid transporter 1-like
Exons: 7
Coding region: 109-1563 (484 amino acids)
Biological process (GO): amino acid transmembrane transport
Cellular component (GO): membrane
Molecular function (GO): L-amino acid transmembrane transporter activity
Source: RefSeq, a predicted model, not a curated record
CGCACCAAGGAAGCUGUCUGAAUACUGGUUGAGUUGUGCUCUAUAUUGGUGGAUUUGCGCUCGUCUGCUGCAGAUUCGAGGUUCAGGCGAGAAAACGGCGUUUCCAAGAUGAAGAAAAUAGAAAACGCAGGAGAUUCCCUUCCCAGCGAAGAACAAGAUUCCUCCGCCAAUGAAAACCUACACCUGAAACGUGAGCUUGGGUUAAUCAGUGCGGUCUCCCUGAUCGCUGGCACGAUGAUAGGUUCUGGAAUCUUCAUGUCUCCUCAAUGGGUUUUGUUCUAUAUGGGAAGUCCUGGAGCCAGCCUGGUGAUAUGGGCUGCCUGCGGCGUGCUGGCCAUGCUGGGGGCUUUGUCCUAUGCUGAACUUGGAACCGUCAUUAAGGAGUCGGGAGGAGAGUACAUUUAUAUUUUAAGAAACGUUGGUUCGCUGCCCGCUUUUCUCUUGGCCUUUACCUCCGUCAUGGUGGUGAGGCCGGCUGGCAUCGCGGCAGUUUCUCUCAGUUUUGGGGAAUACGUGGUGGCAGCUUUCUACCAAGACUGCCCAUCACCCCAAGUAGCGAUAAAGUGCACCGCGGCUAUCUGCAUCCUCGUCCUAGGAAUAAUUAAUUGCCUCAACGUGAGAUUGGCCACCUCGAUUAUGAACUUUUUCACAGCGGCCAAGCUGUUAGUGCUGUUGCUUAUCAUUGUGGGUGGCAUAGUUCUUCUGAUCAAAGGGAACACUCAAGUCUUAGAGAAUGCCUUUGAAAAUACAGUGUCUGGUUUUGGACCUGUAGGAGUUGCUUUCUAUCAAGGACUUUGGUCAUACGAUGGAUGGAACAACCUUAAUUAUGUGACGGAGGAACUGAAAAAUCCUGAGGUCAACCUCCCUCGGGCUGUAAUGAUUGCCAUACCGCUAGUCACCUGUAUCUACCUCCUGGUGAACAUCAGUUACUUUGCUGCCAUGACACCCCGUGAACUUCUUUCAUCAGAUGCCGUGGCCAUCAGCUGGGGGGUGAAGGUCUUGGGGUUCUGGACAUGGAUAAUCUCUCUAGGGGUUGCUCUCUCUACGUUUGGAUCAGCAAAUGGAACUUUUUUUAGCGGCGGGAGAGUGUGCUAUGUCGCGGCACGAGAGGGGCACUUGCCAGAUGUUCUGUCGAUGGCCCACGUAAAACGGCUCACACCUUCCCCAGCGCUGAUAUUCACAUCUUUCAUCUCACUCAUAAUGAUAAUACCAGCAGAUUUCAGCAGUAUUGUCAACUUUUUCAGUUUCACAGCCUGGCUGUUCUAUGGGAUAACAAUUUCUGGGCUCCUGUACAUAAAGAUUAAGAAGCCGGACAUUCCCAGGCCUUAUAAGGUUCCGAUUAUUAUACCGAUCAUUGUGCUGAUCGCCGCUGUGUACCUAGUACUGGCUCCGAUCAUCGGCAGCCCCCAGCUGGAGUAUCUCUACGUCACCCUCUUCAUUCUCAGCGGGAUCAUUCUUUACAUCCCCGUGGUCCGCUACAAAUGGUCCCCCAAAUGGUUCAGAUCAAUUACUCUACAUCUUCAGCUCCUACUGGAAGUUGCCCCAACUGAAAAAAACUGCUGAGCUCAACAAAGUACGCAGUGGGGCCCCUGUGUUCGAAGCUUUUGUUAUUUUUGUCUCCUCUCGCCCCAUUCUCUCUUUGCCUUGGGGCAGAAGCAGAGGGAUCUGUGCCCCUCGCUGGAAGAUGUCCCUUAAUUCCUAAUUCCUAUUGGUCCACACGUGGCAUAUUCUAGCCUAGGCGUACUAUGUCUAGGAUGGCCAGAAAUGGCACAAAACCUGGACUGUGGUGGGUUUAUCUUCAAAAGUUAUGCUGCCCCUGGAUACAUCAUCACCAGGGCAUCCCCCAUCUGGUCGGACUACUCCCUGCAGAGAGCUGCUUUUAUUUUUUUUUUGUUUGCAGGGCGUUGGAGAAUUUUAUGAUAAACACUGUUGUAAAAUGACAGAAGAGAAUGGAAUAAUAUUUAUGUGAAUGUGUCAAACUGAUCUUGGUGUUGAAACGGCUCACAUCCGAGAGUGCGAAACCAUUAGCAGAGACACCGAGAACAUUGCGUACAUCUUUAAAGAACACGGUGACUGUGUUUAUACUGUAAAGCCGCGCGGAAGGAUGGGGAUUAGCAAUAUUAUUCAGAUUAUCUGCGAUUACAAAGCACCACUUUCAGAUUAAUAA